AUGCCAAAUACACGGAAACAGCUUGACCUUAACACCUGUACGGUGGACGAUCUGGAAUCCAUCGACGGGCUGACGAGGCCUUUGGCAAAACGGAUCAUCUCUUACCGAAAUCGAGAAGGUCAGUUCAACACCAUCAGUGAAUUGAGCAAAGUCAAGGGGAUAGGUGAUCGCACGUUGUCGCUGAUCUCUGGCCGAGUCUUCAUUCUUCCGUCCUCUCCGAGGAGAUCACGUCGAUCAAGUCUUGCAUCGUCGAGAGCCAACUCUCCUCGGCGUAGGACAAGGGCAAGUGUUUCUCGGGUGUCGUUCAGCAGGUCUCCUAGCCCGACUCGUCGCAAGUCGCACAAGCGAGAAGGGUCGCCAACACGAAGGUCGGAGCGAAUUUUGUCAAGGUCAAGUCUCUCUCGAAGAUCGUCACAAAGUUCGUCCCCCGGUCGUAGUUCUCUCCCUCGUCGUACGUCACCAAAGCGGAAAGGAAGUAGCAGUAAGCAAACUCCUCGGACUAAAAAGUUGUCAAAAUUAGGUUCUCGAAGUGGUCCAGUUUUCGUAGACGACGAGAAAAAUGUCAGCAUCGAUCUAGGAAAACUUGCAAGAGACGGAUGCAAUCUAACCUUGCAUAGCGGUGGUAGUAAUGGUCAGAGCUCUCCCAUUAUCACCAUAAACGUCAAGGAAUUGGCUGGUCCAACUCCAAGUGUGGGUUUAUCAAUACCGAAUCCUAGCAAAGCCAUCACCGAUCAACGAUCAUCUUCUCCAGAACGUCCCACCCGAGCGUCGUCCGUUGUCGGCGAGAACCUCAGGGAAUACCAAGUUAUCCGCGAGACAAAGAGAGUGAUUGAGAACUUUUCUGAAGAACAAGGACCCAUAGUUGAACUUCCCGAGGAAAAGAAAUCUUUAAGACAAGGUCAAAAUAGGGGUCCUCAUAAGAUUGAGCAUCGUCAUCGGGAUAGGAGUGGAGGCCGUCACCAUGAUCGGAAAAGAUCCAGAUCUAGGUCUCGGUCUUGCACUCAGUCUUUAUCCCGAUCUCGGUCACCAUCUCUGAAGAAGAGAAUUGUACGCAGAUCAAGAUCUAGAAGUGUAAGCCCACAUCAUUCUCUCCCACGAUCAGGAAGACGACAUGCGUCACCGAUCAACGAUCGUCUGUCCCGCUCUGACAUCGAAAACUGGCUGAAAGACGGAUCAGCACCGCCACUUCAUGUUGACAGAGGUGGGUUAUCUGGACCAAAGGCCACUUCUACACCGGGACGGAGACGGGAUAGACGUCGGUCUCCAGGACAGGAAAUCGCAAGUACAUCACGGGGGAACAACGAUGACCAUGAGAGCAGAUCACCACGACGGAAGCUUGAGCUGGAAGACGAUGACGUGCGUGGUCAUCGACGAGGCGAUGUUGAUUCCAAGGACCACGCCGUGGAAACCAUGGACAGAAGUCGCAGUCGCUCCCGCGGCCGUCGAUCCACGGAGCGACCAGACGAAGAUAAAGGCGGCUCAGGGGAGAUGGUGUGUCGACAUCGCAGCCGUGAGCCACACCGUCACUCGAAGACGGAUGGGAAAAGUCACUGUCAUCGUAGGCACGAUGAGACGAAUCCAUAUGCCCAGGCAUCAUGGUGCUCAAUCGCUUGA
Molecule: messenger RNA, 1614 nt
Organism: Lytechinus pictus (painted urchin)
Lineage: Eukaryota; Metazoa; Echinodermata; Echinoidea; Temnopleuroida; Toxopneustidae
Product: serine/arginine-rich splicing factor 4-like
Exons: 2
Coding region: 1-1614 (537 amino acids)
Biological process (GO): protein secretion by the type II secretion system
Cellular component (GO): type II protein secretion system complex
Source: RefSeq, a predicted model, not a curated record